AUGGAAGUUUUGAUAGUAGAACAAGGAACGCUGGGGCAGUAUAAUGAUAACAAGAUCCGUACACCUAAGAGAAAACGUUCAAAUUUCCUGCAUCAUGGAAAGGAAGAAGGAUCCUCAAAUGGCAAAAGGAUUUCAAAAAAGCGAAGUGCCUCCUCAAAUGUGGUAGAAAGUUGUGAAAAUGAUUUUUCGAUGGAUGAAUUGGAAGAAGAUGAAGAAAUUAUGUUUUUGAUUAAGGCACGAUCGCGGAAAAGGAGAAGUGUUGACUGUGAAGUGAUGGGAAGAGAUUCCUCAAAGGAUGAAAGAGUAAAAUAUGAGUUAAGGAAUACUACUAGCAAAAUUUCAUCCUCUUCACCACCAUCUUCAUCUGGAUCAUCAUGCACUUCGAAAUAUACGGAGGAUAAUAGAGAAGUUUAUUUGAAGUGUCAUCAUUGUAUGAAAGAGGAGAAGAAAACCAUAGUUUCCUGCUCCAAGUGUAAAAAGAACUCCUAUUGCUGUAUCCAAGCUGUAUCAAUGGAUACACCAAAGAGGGAUAUAAGUGAUCGUGAGAGGGCUCAGCAUCUGGAGUGUUUAAUUUCCAACCUGCUUCCAUUUUUAAAGCAAAUUUCUCAAGAACAAGUUCAAGAGAUAGAGAUUGAAGCUAAUAUUCGAGGACUUUCACCUUCCGAAUUUGAAAUACCACAGACCCUUUGUUUCAAUGAUGAGCGUGUCUAUUGCAACCAUUGUGCAACUUCAAUCAUUGAUCUACAUCGAAGCUGCCCAAAAUGUUCUUAUGAACUUUGUCUAAGUUGUUGCCGAGAAAUUCGCCAGGGAUGCCUCUUAGACCGUGGAGAAGUGAAAUUUCAAUAUAGGAGUAGGGGUUAUGAUUACAUCCAUGGUGGAGACCCAUCACCUGACUGUUGUCCCUUAGAAGCUUCACAGGACCAUAUUGAGCCGUUCACUGAGUGGAAGGCAAACGAUGAUGCUACUGUUACUUGUGCUCCGAAAGAAAUGGGUGGCUGUGGUGAUUGCAUGUUGGAUCUUAAGCGAAUCCUUCCACCUGACUGGAUCUCAAAUUUAGAAGUCAAAGCAAAACAUUUAUUAGAGAUUUUCCGAACAGAACAUUCUACUUUCAAGCAUGAUUGUGCUGAAACAAGAAAGGAUGCGUUACUAAAAGCAGCUUCUAGAGAGGAUUCUUGUGAAAACUUCUUAUUUUGUCCAGAUUCAAGGGACACUCUGAAAGAAGAAGGGCUUUUGCGCUUCAAAGAACAUUGGGUUAAGGGUGAACCAGUUAUUGUCAGAAAUGUGCUUGAACAGGCAAAUGGAUUGAGCUGGGAGCCAAUGGUCAUGUGGCGUGCUUUAAGUGAAAAUAUGGAUACAGCUAGUACCUCACAGUUUUCAAAAGUAAAGACCAUCGAUUGCCUGGCGGGUUGUGAGGUGGAAAUCAGUACUCGUGAAUUUUUUGAAGGAUACACCGAAGGGAGAAUGUAUAGUAAUUUAUGGCCAGAGAUGCUUAAGCUGAAGGAUUGGCCCCCUUCUGAUAAGUUCGAGGACCUUUUGCCCCGCCAUUGUGAUGAAUUUAUCAGUGCCUUGCCAUUUCAAGAGUACACGGAUCCUAGAGCUGGUAUUCUCAACCUUGCUGUUAAGUUGCCACCAGGUGUUUUGAAACCAGACAUGGGCCCAAAAACAUAUAUUGCUUAUGGGCUUAUGGAAGAGCUUGGAAGAGGGGACUCUGUAACUAAACUUCAUUGCGACAUGUCCGAUGCAGUGAAUAUUUUGACACACACAUCAGAAGUACAGCUAAGUGAUGAGCAGCAAUCUGCAAUUUCAAGGUUGAACAAAUUACAUAGGGCCCAAGAUGAAAGAGAGCUUAUGGAUUGGAUGAAUUCUCUCAAGGAUGGUGGACAACCUGGUCAACAGACACAGGAUAGAGAAGCUCUAGAAAACACUCUCUCUCCUGAAAUUAACGUAGAAUUGAAAGUAGAUGAAGAUGAAGAUGAAGAUGAGUUAGAUGGGCCCACUACAUCAGGUUCUUCCUCCACUGAAGUGGCAGAGGAAACUGGUGGUGCUUUGUGGGACAUCUUCCGGAGAGAGGAUGUUCCUAAAUUAGAGGCAUACCUUAUGAAACAUUAUAAGGAAUUUAGGCACACCUAUUGUUCACUAGUUGAACGGGUCAUUCAUCCAAUUCAUGACCAAUCUUUUUAUUUAACAUUGGAGCACAAAAAGAAGCUGAAGGAGGAAUUUGGUGUUGAACCAUGGACAUUUCUACAAAAACUUGGAGAGGCAGUAUUUAUUCCAGCCGGAUGUCCACACCAAGUCAGGAAUCUCAAGUCUUGUACAAAAGUAGCAGCAGACUUCGUAUCUCCUGAAAACGUCCACGAGUGCCUCCGUUUGACCGAGGAGUUCAGACAACUUCCGAAGAACCAUAGAGCUAGAGAAGACAAACUUGAGAUAAAGAAAAUGAUACUUUAUGCAGUCGACGAAGCCCUUAAAGAUUUGGAAGCCUUGGUAUCAACUCAAGUUUGA
This is a messenger RNA of Prunus armeniaca (apricot), 2502 nucleotides long. Lineage: Eukaryota; Viridiplantae; Streptophyta; Magnoliopsida; Rosales; Rosaceae. The record is from the annotation of a GenBank genome assembly.